GUGACUACAAGUGGUUAGUCUUUGGGUGACAGAGGAAGCUGCUUCUUGGGUGAUAAGGACACAUUGCAAUAGACAGACACACACAUGCUGUUUUAUAAGGAUACACAUUAUCACUGGAUGUAACCAUGUUUUUGUGGCCUAAACUCUUGGUGUUUGGCUUGGCUCUUGUGGACCUGCAUGUUUUCAGUCAAGGCCAAAAAACAAAUGGAUCUACUUCUGCAAUUCCUCCAUCUGGAAAAACAAGUCUCUCUCCACCGUCUGGCCCUUUUCUCAUACCUACACACUCCACUUCACUCUCACCUGCAAGCAUCUCUGAAGUAAAGCCUGACUCUACAACAAAAGGAGCUACUUACCAGCCCUCUAAUUCUACUGAAAUAUCAGUUAACAAAACCAGUAUUGCUUCUACCGCUUCCAGCGCCAUGACAGCGACUAUUCCACCAAGCAACAGAUCCCACACCGCUCACAUGGAAUCAAACUCUACAAGCAUUCAAGCAUUCAGCAGCACUGCUGCCCUUCCUUCACUCUCACCCUCCUCCAUCACGCAUGCACCAUCAGAUUCUUCCACACAUGCCAGCAUUUCAUCACCCACCGUCACUCCAGCAAUCACCUCUCAAGCUCCCACAGACAUCACCCCUGUACUCACUACUUCCAAGGACUGCAGCAAAAUUAGUAUUUUAGUGGCUGAUUUUCAAUAUGUUGACCACUUCGUCAAUGCAAAAAUUUCUAUUUCGGGAACAUCAGAUCUGCCAAACAUUACCUGCAAUGACAAGAUUUGUAACUGGAGGUCGGAUGAAAAUAUUCUUGCCCAACUUUACGAAUGUGAAGUAUACAAUAUAGAAGCACAUUUUCAUGGAUGCAGUGAUACCAUUAAGCUGUCAUUUCAGGUCCCCCCUGUUGGAAGGAAUGUAAGCACAGGUGACAAAAAGGCAACCACUGUGACUCUAUCCUGGGACAUCCCUGAAAAUUUUGGAUGUGAUUUAAACUAUUCCUACUGCUGUUAUCCUGAUGGUAAGAAGUCCCUUGAACGCUGCACUCCAGGAAGUUCAAAAGAGGAAACAUUGUCUCAAUUAUCACCCAAUACGAACUACAUUUGCAUAUCAAAAAUAUUUUUUAACAAUUAUGUAGUCAUGAGGACCAUCCCGUAUAAAACAGAUUAUGGAAACCCGGGCAAACCUGUCAAUGUUGUAUCGAAAACACAAGCAACUAGUAUAUUAAUCAGUUGGAAUGAGCCAGUAAAUGACAUCAAUGGCAGUAUUGAUGGCUACAAGGUCCUAAUAUGUAGUAAAAAUGAUGUAAACUCGCCCUGUGACAAAGUUCUUGAACCUGAGGAUGUUUUUAAAAAUACCAGCCAUCAAUGGCAGGACUUGAAGCCUUACACAAUGUAUUACAUGAGUGUAUGGGCAUACACAGAGAUAGAGAACAGCAAAACACGUGACUGGGACAAACAUAACAGCACUAAUGUCACUCAACCAGCAAAACCGAAACCUGUGAGAAACAUCAAAGGACACUUGUCAGAACAAGCAAACAAUGCUGUAGACAUUACCUGCACAAAACCAGAAGAAAUUAAUGGGCCCAGGGAAAUCUUUACAUUGGAAUGGGACGGUGGCAGUAAGAAUGGAAGCAAAUGUCUCUUUAAUGUGACAGACCUUUAUCACUUGAAAACUUACAAUUUUACGAUUGUUUUUUUCAAUGGAAAUUAUUCUUCAGAUGUAAAAUGGGUAACAGUGGACACCAGAUAUAAUUCUAAAGCCCUGAUUGGAUUUUUGGCAUUCCUCAUUACUGUGACAUCUUUGGCUUUAUUCAUUGUUCUGUAUAAAAUCUACACCCUCAACAGAGAUAAAUCAAGUAAUGCAGAUGAAGCUGUAAUGCUUGUUCCAAGAGAUGAUGAAAAGCAGCUGAGGAGUAUAGAACCAAUUCCUGCAGAGCUGCUGUUGGAAACCUAUAAAAGAAAGAUAGCAGAUGAAGGAAGACUUUUCCUGGAUGAAUUUCAGAGCAUUCCCAGAGUUUUCAGUAAAUUCACUAUAAAAGAUGCCCGCAAAUCUUACAACCAGAACAAAAACCGUUACGUUGACAUCCUCCCAUAUGACUACAACCGUGUGGAGCUUUCUGCGAUACCCGGUGACCCUGGUUCAGACUACAUCAAUGCAAGUCAUAUUGACGGUUUCAAAGAACCAAGAAAAUACAUCGCUGCCCAAGGUCCCAAGGAUGAGACAACUGAUGAUUUCUGGAGAAUGAUCUGGGAGCAAAAGGCAACAAUUGUUGUCAUGGUGACUCGCUGCGAGGAAGGAAACAGGAUCAAAUGUGCCAAAUACUGGCCAUCUAUGGAAGAGGAGACCGCGUCUUACGGAGACAUUGUUGUAAAGAUAAAUGAAUGCAAAGUGUGUCCUGACUACAUCAUUCAGAAAUUGCACAUCACAAAUAGAAGGGAAAAGACAACGGGAAGAGAUGUGACCCACAUUCAGUUCACAAGCUGGCCAGACCAUGGAGUACCUGAUGAUGCCCAUCUGCUUCUCAAGUUACGCCGCAGAGUCAACGCUUUAAGCAAUUUCUUUAGUGGCCCCAUCGUGGUCCACUGCAGUGCUGGUGUCGGGCGUACUGGAACCUAUAUUGGAAUUGAUGCAAUGCUAGAGGGACUGGACAGUGAAGGAAGAGUAGAUGUCUAUGGCUACAUUGUGAAGUUACGGCGUCAGCGAUGCCUCAUGGUGCAAGUGGAGGCACAGUAUAUCUUGAUCCAUCAAGCUUUGGUUGAAUACAUGCAGUUUGGUGAAACAGAGGUCACUAUCUCAGAACUGCACAACUACCUUAAUCACCUGAAGAAAAGAGAUCCUCCCAGUGAUCCAUCUCUGUUGGAAGCUGAGUUCCAGAGGCUGCCUGCAUAUAAGAACUGGCAGUCACAGAGAACGGGCAAGAAAGAUGAAAAUAAAAGUAAAAACCGGAGUUCAACAGUUAUUCCAUAUGAAUAUAACAGAGUGUUAUUCAAACAUGAAGAGGAGGGGAGCAGAGAGAGUGAACAUGAUCCCAAUGACUCUUCAGAUGAAGAAAGUGACUGCGACAUGGAACCUAACAAAUAUAUCAAUGCUUCUUUCAUAACUGGUUAUUGGCUUCAAAAUACAAUGAUAGCAACACAAGGGCCACUCCCAGAAACCAUCAGUGACUUCUGGAAUAUGGUUUAUCAGAGAAAAGUAAAAGUUAUUGUUAUGCUGACUGAGUUGAAAGAUGACACUCAAGAAUUCUGUGCACAGUACUGGGGAGAAGGACAAAAGACAUAUGAUGGCCUCACAGUUGAACUGAUAGAUGUCAACAGUUGUUCCAGUUACACCAUCCGUGCCUUUGAUCUAACUCACAUGAAGAGGAAAGAAACCCGAAAGGUCUUUCAGUAUCAGUACCAUAAAUGGAGAGGCUUUUCUCUCCCAGAAAGCCCCAAAGAAAUAAUCACCAUGAUCCAGAAUCUCAAACAGAAGCUUCCAUCACCAGAUGUUACAGCUGAUAUGUCCAGCAAGAAUGUUUCAAUUGUCAUUCACUGCCGUGAUGGGUCCCAGCAAACAGGAGUAUUUUGUGCCUUGAUGAACCUCUUGGAAAGUGCUGAGACUGAAGGCAUCAUAGAUGUUUUCCAACUCGUGAAAUCUCUUCGCAGAGCCAGGCCAGGAAUGAUUUCCUCUUUUGAAGAUUAUCAGUUUCUGUAUGAUGCUAUUGCUAGCAUGUAUCCUGCCCAGAAUGGACAACUGCAAAAGACCCAAUGCCCAGAACACAAAGUUGAUAUUCAGAAGGAUGUAAAGAAAGAAGAGGAAGCUAACUCAGUUACAAUUGAUCUCUUCCUUCCAGUUCAAGAAAUUGGGAAUGAUCUGGAAAUGUCUGACGAUUCCAAAGCCAAGGAUGGCACUAGGCAAGCAGAAAGUUCUUCUAAUGGACCCACAAAUCCAGUUUUAACUGAAACAGUCUAGAAUCUUUUUGAACCCUUCCAGUUAAUGGUCUCUGUACAUGUGCAGCAAAUUUAAACCAAAAGGAGAAUUGGAUAUUUCCUCCAUAAUCCCAACUUCUUACUGCGUUAGAGAAAAGUUUUUUGUAAAAUCUUGAAACUAUUGUUUUCUCCCAAGGCACUGUGAAUUUUGUGUGUUUGUUUGUUUGUGUGUGUAGGUUUGCAAUUUUUAAUUGUAUGGUACAAGUUGUACACUUUAAUAUUUUUUUAAUGGGCUUUUACAUAGCAGCAAAGGAGGGAAGGCAAUCUACUAUUUUGCAUUUCUGUUAAUAAGAAAGAAAAUAGCCAGUGCAGAGAUCAGAUAUACCUGUCACCAAUUAUAUUCAGAUAUUAGUGUAAAUACCCAGAUAAGUAUCGAAAGUAUAACACAACCAGUGAUGUAGUGGAAUCAGGGCUGCAGCACCGACACUUUUUUCAUUAGCAGGGACACUGACAUCAACUGCUACCCCCUCAGGUUUUCCUCUUUCCUAUGAAUUUAAUUGUAAUUCUAGCUGGGGGGAAAAAUGAAUUUUCUCAGCAACUGUAUAGUGUUCCCUUCAUAAUGCAAAGUAUUUUUCAAUGGGCACUUAAGACCAUAAGCUUUCCAAAAGCCCUGUGCCUGGUGGAGACGAAAACUGCUAGAACUGGUUUGUUGAUCUGAAGCAACAAAGCAGCCUGAUUUUGGGGUCCUUUUCCCCCAGAAUGGAUAUGGGACUGUCAUGAAGAAAGGCUGCACUUCAAAAUUAACCACUCCACCGCUCAGUAUAAUGAGUUCUGCAUGUCCGGGACAGCUUGGGAAGACGUAUUUCUCAAGUAACUUUAUACCAUGUCACAGUUUUAAUCUAAGCACAGGUUUAAAAUGAGUUCCUGAUAGGACAGAAAGUUCUGUUAAACAAAGAAGCAAAAUGAAUAUAUGGAGCACAAAAAGCACAAUGCCUGUUGCAGAUAAUGAGGCAUGCCUUGAUAUUGAACUGAAUAAAUUACAGAGUGUCAUCAGUAUAUUGAAGCCCACGUGGAACAUAGGAUAAUAUCAUGGUCUAUUAUCCUAUGGCCAUUCUGACAAAAGACCAUAGUAUUAUGGGCAAAAGUUUAUUAAGCAAAGAUGCAGAUGACAGAUCCAUAUGACAGAUCCAUUGUAUGAACCAGAUUGGCAUAAACCAAGGAACUGAAACUGCAGAAUGGGCAUUAACAAAUAGCAAAAUGCUCAUCAACUAUAGGCUUGCAGUUCUAAAACUGGCCUCAGGAUGCCACUGUUUCCCCAGAAAUUCACCUGACUGUUCAGCUCUGAAUCUCCAAAAAGCUUGAUAAAUUAUGAACAUUGAAUGUUUUGCGAAAUGCUGGAGAAACAUUGUUAAGUUAACAUUUGGAUUCUACACGUUAGCACAGCUGGGCUUCCCCCCCCUUUUUUUAAUACUCUGGCUUGCAUGGUGUUAUUAUUUUUACAAGAUGUCUCCCUCUCGUCUUUUGAUUCUUGUAUAUGCUAUUCUUUCUGAAGGUUUGCUGCAGGUUUCAGUCAUUUUAUAUGAAAAACAGUUUUAUAUAUAUUAUAUUUCUGAUUACUUCUACUUUGAAAUAAAACAAUGUAUCAGCUUAAA
Messenger RNA from Elgaria multicarinata webbii, 5550 nucleotides. It is a transcript of the gene PTPRC, whose product is annotated as protein tyrosine phosphatase receptor type C. The transcript has 32 exons. Lineage: Eukaryota; Metazoa; Chordata; Lepidosauria; Squamata; Anguidae. Gene Ontology annotation, molecular function: protein binding; protein tyrosine phosphatase activity. The record is from RefSeq and is a predicted model, not a curated record. Gene Ontology annotation, biological process: positive regulation of peptidyl-tyrosine phosphorylation; synaptic membrane adhesion; protein dephosphorylation. Bases 126 to 3941 code for a protein of 1271 amino acids.